UUAAAAAGCCAAAUAUAUUAAAAAAGACAUUCACAAUCAUGUUUUUAAGGCAACAAUAUGACUUCAUAUGUGAAAUGGUGCUCCUAAAAGGUCAAAGUAUGAGAUAAAGGUUGAAAUAAUAAAUGGAGAGGGUCAAAAUAUGAGAUUAAACAUGGAAAUAUUACAUUGACAAAGUCAAAAUAUGAAAUGAAAGUCCAAAUAAUUGGGUGAAGUCAUAAUUGUGCAAUGUAAAAUUGGAAAUAUGAAAACACUAACUUAUUUCUUUACCCACAUUUAUCGAAUUAUUUUUCCUUUUUUUUCACAUUUUUAUGACUUAAGGAUAUCUGAUAUCAUCGAUGUUAAGUCUACAUUUUUAUCUGCAGACCUCAUGUUUCAUGUUUCCUAGGUAGUAGAUGUUGUCGUUCACCGGUAGGGGGCGGAGAUGCGCUGACUCGUUGUUUGUCAGCGGCCUUUAGAGCUCAGAGAAGAAGAGAAGGCGUGACCAGAGCUGCCGGUGCUCAGAGGAACCUCCUGGUUAUUCUGCUUCAUCUGUGCUUCAUUCUCGGGCUGCAGAAAGGAUCUCUCUGUCCUCCAAACUCACAGACAGACCACAUACCGGGAAACCUCCUCAAACACCGGGGCGGCGUGGAGCAGAGAGUCCAGAGUCUGGGAAAACGAGAAGAAGAAGGAGGAGGAGGAACAUGGCGGAACUUUUUGAGUGAAAAUAUGUGAGUCGUUGGGAAUUAAAAACUCUUAUGUGGUGUUUGGACACGGUGGCUGAGAGGAGGUGAGUCCUCUCUAGAGACUCUGAAGGGCGUUCACCUGGACCGACACACCUGGAGGAAACCAGGAAGCAUGUUUUUACCUGGGACAGUCAAAGACCCUGAAAUAGACGUUUAGAUUCUCUCUGUGGUCAAACAGACUCGGAUAGUCCCGGACCCGGAGUCCUGCUCAGACCUGCAGACUCUGCUGAAGAGCUAAAAUGGCGUUCAUAUCGGGCGGAGACCUCUGCUGUCCGGUCUGCCAGGACAUCUUCAGAGAUCCGGUGGUUCUACCCUGCAGCCACAGUUUCUGUAAAGACUGUCAGCAGAGCUGGUGGCGACAGAAGAAGUCCCGGGAGUGUCCGGUGUGUAAGACCAUCUCCUCUAACAAAAACCCUCCAGUGAGCCUGGUUUUAAAGAACCUCUGUGAGGCCUUCUUACUGGAACGAGACCAGAGAGUCUCAGACGGUGUUUGUAGUCUGCACACUGAAAAACUCUGUCUGUUCUGUCUGGACCAUCAGGAGCCGGUCUGUCUCAUCUGCAGAGACUCGGAGAAGCACACCAACCACACGUUCAGGCCCAUUGAUGACAUAGCUCAGAUCCACAGAGUGGAGGUGGAGGAAACUCUGGAGCCCCUCAGAGAGAAGCUACAGAGUCUAAAAAAUGUCAGAGCAGACUUUGAACUGAUCGCAGAACACAUCAAGACUCAGACUCAGCAAACAGAGAGACAGAUUAAAGAACAGUUUCAGAAGUUUCACACGUUUCUCGCUGAGGAAGAGAGGGUCAGGCUGUGUCAGCUGAGGGAGGAAGAGGAGCAGAAGAGUCGAAGGAUCCGGGAGCAGGUGGAGGUUCUAAAGAGAGAGAUAACGGCUCUGUCCCAGACCAUCAGAGAGGCAGAGGACGAGCUGGGAUCUGAAGUCGUCUCCUUCCUGCACAACUACGAAGCUUUGGUGGAAAGAGUCCAACAGCACCCCCUGCUGGAGGACCCACGGCCCCCCUCAGGGGCUCUGAUAGACCAGGCCAAGCACCUGGGCAACCUGGGCUUCCAGGUCUGGAGGAACAUGAAGGACCUGGUCUCCUACUCUCCGGUCAUUCUUGACCCGAACACCGCUGGAACCCAAGUGGUCUUAUCUGCAGACCUGACUUCUGUGAGGCGGGAGGAGAUGCAGCAGCUCCCCAGUAACCCAGAGAGGUUUAACCCUUUCCGUCACUCCGUCCUGGGCUCUGAAGGCUUUCAGUCCGGGACUCACAGCUGGGACGUUGAGGUUGGAGACAGCAGGUACUGGUGCCUGGGUGUCUUAGCCCAGUCUGCUGAGAGAAAGGGAAACCUCCCGUUUGGAUUCUGGAGAAUCGAGUGUCUUGGAGGCGUAUACUCAGCCCGCUCGCCAUCGUCUCCCCCCACCCAUCCUGUAGUCCAGACGCAGCUGGAGAGGGUCCGAGUGAGUCUGGUCUGGGACCGAGGGGAGCUGUUGUUCUCUGAUCUGGAUACGAACACGCACAUCCACACCUUCACGCACACGUUCACUGAGAGGAUGUUUCCUUACGUCAGCAUUCUGGAUAAACUCCCUCUGAAGAUCCUCCAGUCCAGGAUCUCAGUGACACCCGAGCACCGCCGCGGGACCCUUUGACUGGACGGUGUCUCUUUAUUUAUGCACACGUGUGUGAACGUUAGAGUUUUAGCAUCUUUGACUUUUAGGUUUGGCAGUCAGAGCGAGCUCAGAAGGAGAAACGUUUGACGGCCUUCCGCGUAUUUAUAGUCCAGGAUUCUCUGUUAGAUCUAAAGGUCAGGUUUUCUUUCCAGAGGCUUCUGAUACUGACGAUCACAGUAAGGGUUCUGUUUGAUGACUGUUUGAGAAACAAGUGCCUUAAGUUGUUUUUUAUCUUACUGAAUGUAAAAGUUUACAUGGUCUGUCUACUGGGGGCAUAAAUGCAGAUUUGUUUCAGAGUAGCGGGAGAGUCGCUGAUAAAUAAAUGUGAAGUUUGUUAAGAA
Messenger RNA from Cheilinus undulatus (humphead wrasse), 2730 nucleotides. RefSeq names its product E3 ubiquitin-protein ligase TRIM39-like. Bases 962 to 2368 code for a protein of 468 amino acids. NCBI's taxonomy places the organism in Eukaryota, Metazoa, Chordata, Actinopteri, Labriformes, Labridae. Gene Ontology annotation, molecular function: zinc ion binding; protein binding. The record is from RefSeq and is a predicted model, not a curated record. The transcript has 2 exons.